CUCCAGACGGAUCUGCACCAUCUCCUCGGCCGACAUGGCUGGGGGGCUGGGGGCCGCGGGGGUGCCCGCCAGCUCUGCGCGCUCGCCUCCCCGCCCCCACGCGCUCGCCGGGUUCCGGGUUGGGCGCGCAGAGGGAUGGCGCCGCGGAGGAGGAGGAAGGCGACGGGCCGCCGCCCGCUCCCGCGUUCGCCCAACCUAUCUGGGUCGCGGCGGCGCCCCCGAGGCAGCCCCUCCUCCUGGUCCCGGGGGCGGCGGCUCAGCCUCGCUCCCCCAAAAGCGGCGGCCCUGCCCGUCUGCUCUCCCUCAGCGCCAAAAAAGGCCCGGCUGGCGCGCGUCGGGCGUCGGGAGGCGGCCGCCGUCCUCGCUCCGGUUCUCUGGGCCGCGUCAGCCGCCGAGGGGAUCCCAGCCCCCAGCCUGCAGCCUCCUCCCACGCCUCGCUUCUCACUUCCGCCCGCAGGACCCCUGCCGCCCGCCAGACCUGCGAGUGGAUCCGGCUGUCGGGGAGGGCUGGAGGGCUGUGGGCCCGGGUGCCCGGGCUGCGGCCGCGUCCCCGCAGCCUCUCCCGCACGCCAGGCGCCGCGGCUCUGCGGCCUGCGGGGUCCGCGGCGAUGCGCCGGCGGGCGCGGGGGGGUGGGGACCGGGCGAGGGGAAGCCGGAGUCCGCUCUUUCUUCCACGCUGCUUUAUCAGCGGGAAGAGACAAAAAAGAAGAAACAGGCGUGGGGGGGGGGAUCGGAAUGAGGGGAGCCUGGGGUCCGGCGAGUCAAAAUGACAUCACAUCUUAGAUCGCCCAUCUAACCCAAUCCGGCGUAGUGUCCCCGGGGGGCCGUCUCUGCACACGCAGGUGACACCUAGAGCUGAUUCUUCGCCAUGGUCAUUGUGUAGAAGCCAUCUUGCAGAAAGAAGGUCCAGGCAGAUGGCAGCAGGUUCUGCAGGGCUCCCUGGGUUGCACGUCAGUGUUUUCCAAAGAUCUUAGUAAAUCACCUGGGACACUAGAGCACUAGAGCAACUGAAUAGGCUCUCGGAAGAGAAGAAAGGUUUUUAAGGUAAGAAUCCAAUUUUUGAACCCUUCUCAAGAGCACCCAGUUGGAAAGAAGUACAAUAAAUCACUGCAUUGCAAUAGUGUAACGGUUCUGAGUAGUUGAUAAAAUCUAUACAAAGGCUACAUAGUAAUUUUUUAUUCAGAGUUAGAAUUGCUUUCUGGUUUCUGCAAUUUCAUCUCACAUGACAAGUUUUGAGACUAGAGGUUUCUGGGCCACAUAUCUCAGCCCAUUGUGGAUUCCUCCCUCUGCCCCUGCAGUCCAGUUUCUAUCUCUCCUUUUCAAAAUACUUGGCUCCAAGAAGUCCCUGGUUUCCAGACUGAAUGUUUAUGCAAUCACCAAAAAAAUUGUUUUAAAAAUUUUAAAGCAUGCUUUUACACUGGAACUUGGAGAUUCUUUAAAAUACAACUUUGAUCUUUACUUGAACACCAUUUGACAGCAAAAGGAUUAAGCAAUUAUGGGUUGUUCCAUUAUCCCUGCAGGAUACAUGAGAACUUCAAGGAAUUACGUAUCACACGAAAGAAACUGCAUUUAAUGUGAUUGAAAGACACAGAGGUUAGAAGGCUGGAAAGCUGACUUUCUGGCUUAUGUCCCCAGGGCAUAAACUAAUCACAAUAUCUAUGCAUCCUCAUGGAGAAAGGGAGUAAUCUUUUGUUCCUCACCUGUCCCUUGCUUUGCCAUUAGGAAACCUCUCUUCCCUUUCCCAUUGGAACAGAGAGAACAGUCCGAUUAUUUGCAG
This is a messenger RNA of Ailuropoda melanoleuca (giant panda), 1777 nucleotides long. RefSeq names its product translation initiation factor IF-2-like. NCBI's taxonomy places the organism in Eukaryota, Metazoa, Chordata, Mammalia, Carnivora, Ursidae. The transcript is spliced from 2 exons. The record is from RefSeq and is a predicted model, not a curated record. The coding region runs from base 35 to 739 and encodes 234 amino acids.